CAAGUACUAGUUCACCAGAUCCUGAACAAUAUGAUAUAUUUUAGAGUAUAUAUUAUUUCGCAAUUACUACUUCUCCAAGCAUCUGGUGAACAGAACAACAGCAGUUCCCUCUGGGAAAAACUACCAAAGGAAUGUGGAAGAACGAAGUACGAUAAACAAAAAGUAAGGAUCAUCGAUGGCGAUGUGGCAGACAUUGGACAGUUUCCAUGGCUAGUUAGGAUAGGACAAACCGAGAACGAUACUAUAAAUUUCUACUGUGGAGGGUCCCUUAUUAACAAGUAUUACGUUGUCACAGCAGCACACUGUGAAGACGACGGGGACAUAGUGAGACUGGGCGAGAACUACCUAAAAACCGACAUAGAUUGUGAUCGACACGGUGAUUGCGCUCCGCCUCAUCAAGACAUCAAAGUAAAACAGUAUAGGUUUUUGGAAUUUCAACAUGAUACGCACCUUAACGAUCUCGGAUUGAUUGAACUGGAGCAACCUGCUACCUUUAAUGAGUAUGUGCAACCCAUAUGUCUUCCACGUGAUCCGCUCCCUCAUAAAGAUCUUGUAUCGAAGAUGGUAAACAUAGCAGGAUGGGGAGUGAUCAAUAUUAAAACUUACUCAAGUGCCACUAAACUGAUGUAUGUAGUUAUCCCUAUAGCGGACGAAAAGGAAUGUAAUGCAAUGUAUCCGCAUCGUCUGGCGGACAGCCAGCUUUGUAUUGGAUUUACAGAAGGAGGGAAGGACUCGUGCGGGGGAGAUUCUGGUGGGCCAGCGUCCAUGUCCAUGAAGGUGGAUGGAGAAAGAAGGCAUUACUUAGUAGCACUUGUCUCGUACGGACUGACAAUGUGUGGAAAGGGUGUAGCUGUUUAUACGGACGUCUCAUACUUUGUCACAUGGAUCCUAGAGAACAUAGAUAAAAGUUAAUGUCAAUAAUUUUAAGGAGUAUAUUUUCUUCAUGUUUCUAAAAUCAAUUAAA
Messenger RNA from Anoplophora glabripennis (Asian longhorned beetle), 964 nucleotides. Its product is annotated as trypsin-2-like. Gene Ontology annotation, biological process: proteolysis. Gene Ontology annotation, molecular function: serine-type endopeptidase activity. The record is from RefSeq and is a predicted model, not a curated record. NCBI's taxonomy places the organism in Eukaryota, Metazoa, Arthropoda, Insecta, Coleoptera, Cerambycidae. The transcript has 5 exons. Bases 31 to 912 code for a protein of 293 amino acids.